GCGCAGUUCCAGAUGGUCUCAGACGCUCUGCAGGACCAGCUCUCGACAAGAAGGUCCGAGGCCAUGCAAGACACCCUGUCCUCUCUCCUUGACCUUCGUGACCUUGCCUCCCAGGUCAACGCCGAGGCUGAACCUGUAGUGAUGACCUCAGAGCCGGAAUACUACGGCCAGCUGGGCAAAAUGUUGGCCAAAGGGUUCUGGGAAGUACCUCUGGACACGCGCUACGUCAACACCUCCGCUCAGCGAGAUAUUUUAGAUCCACUUUCACGUCGUGUUCUGGACGAGACGGAGCAGCUGCUGGAGUUUCAGUCCGACAAGUGCCUAGCUGAAGAGUUCGGCACCUCCUGUCGGCAAGCAGGCGAAGGGAGUGCCGAGGAGUGCGGGCAGUGCAGCAUCAGCGAGGAGUGCUGGAGUAGGAUGACCAGGCCUGGCUACUCGGGCUACUCCCUUACCCACCAGGCCUUCUACAUUAUCAUUGGCAUGCAGACCGGUUGCGGAGAGCAGGUACAUCUACUGACGAGGCGGACGACAGACGGAGGCAGCGUGCGAGGACUCCUGGACCGUAUCUGUGCCGACGUGCUGACGGAGGCGCAGGUUAUAGCGGAGGCCAGCUUUCCUCAGAACCGACGCGACCUGUUCAUGGAGCAAGGCGCUCUGUGCGGGAUCGCCGGCUACAGAGACUUCUUCAGGAGGAGCUGGCUGGAGGAGGUGUUGUCGUGGCAGCGAGAGCCAGGCUGCUUCGGGGAUUCUGACGUGUACACACAGCGUCACUCUUUGCCUACGCCUUCCCCGCUCCACGCCAGGGUGCGUCGCGAAGAGAAAGCAAUGUCAAGCCGCUGCCUCGCUCACCAAUCCGCUGUCGCCCUCGGUUACCUCAGUCUCUGCGUCCGUUUCCUCGUUUCCGCAAACUUUCUGUAGGAGGCGAGAGGACACCGAGCCGACCAGCCUUCGAAGUCCUAUCGUACGUCGUAUGAGAAGAUACAAAGUCUUAUUUGAAGUGUUAUUGUAGACAGUGUAUCGUGCAUUGGUUCAUGUCUCCCAGUUCCCCCGUGCGCCAAAAGAGCAUAAUUUUGUU
Molecule: messenger RNA, 1075 nt
Organism: Penaeus monodon (black tiger shrimp)
Lineage: Eukaryota; Metazoa; Arthropoda; Malacostraca; Decapoda; Penaeidae
Product: UPF0764 protein C16orf89 homolog
Cellular component (GO): cytosol; membrane
Source: RefSeq, a predicted model, not a curated record